This is a messenger RNA of Bursaphelenchus okinawaensis, 1367 nucleotides long. NCBI's taxonomy places the organism in Eukaryota, Metazoa, Nematoda, Chromadorea, Rhabditida, Aphelenchoididae. The record is from the annotation of a GenBank genome assembly.
AUGGAGUCGGAAGAAGUAAAUGAAUCCGAACAGAAAUUACGAAAAUGGCUAGUUUUCGGCUAUCGAUAUGCUUGGGCGGUGUUUUUGAGCUGGCAAAUGUUCGAUUUCUUGUUUAGUCCGAUCUGGAUGCAUGGCUAUCUUUGGUAGGUUUUUUUGAUUUUAGGUAAUGCUUUGAGUGUUUUUAGGUUUUAAACGUAAUUUUUGUAUUUUAAAUAGUAUUUUCGGCUAUAAAUUUACUUUUUUUUUGAAACUUUUAAAUUAGGUAACAAAUUUUUGAAAUUUCAAAUUUUAGGUAACAAAUUUUUGAAAUUUUUAAUUUUUAGGUAACAAAUUUUUAAAAUUUUUAAUUUUUAGGUAACAAAUUUUUAAAAUUUUUAAUUUUUAGGUAACAAAUUUUUAAAAUUUCGAUUUUUAGGUUACAAUUUUUUUUCUAAAAUUAUCAAAAUUGAAUGUUAAUAUUGAUUUUAGGUCCCUCAAUUUACCCAUUGAUAACGACUUUAGUGACAAAUCAGCAGGUUAUAUUAUAGAUCAUCAGCUGAGAAGAGUUGGUCGAAAGGAGCGCUUGUUCGACAGUUUUUUGGUCGUUUCCUUUACUAUUUUAAUAUUAAAGCAAGUUUUUUGGAUAAAAAUUCAUACAUUUAAAAGUAAUUCCUGAAACAACCGUAUUUUACAAAAAAAACGAUUUUUAAAUAUUGUUGUAGUUUGAAUCAUGAGCUAUCAAUACCUAAAUCAAUGUUUUACAUUCGACUUCCAGGCUCAUAGGCUACGCUGAACGGAACUUUACCGUAUGGGAAUUACUUCGGAUUUCCAUGAUUUUGGGCGCUUUCGCAUCUUUAGCAAGAUGUACUCAAACAAAACAACGACUGUUUACUGUUCUACACGACGUCUUUUUUAUAUAUUUCAACAUCUUCACAACUGGAUUGAUCAUGACUAUGCAUUUACCUGAGAAAGAGCAAAAGGAAGAGCAAGAAGGGUAAGUUAUGCUAUAUCUAGUGAAGAUUUAAAGUUUACAAGAGAGUAGCACCAAAUCCACUUCGGGUUUUAUAACGACCUACUAUAUGGGAAGAAAGAGCAUCUUAUGAGCCUAUGAUGCAGUAGCGGCUAGAGUAGGAACUGUUCGUUAUAAAAGAGUUUUGUUACAGAUGCGUUCAUUUUCAUGAGUUCUACUGUGUAUUUUUAGAAAGGAAUUGGAAGAUGAAUUGUUUACAUUAUCAAGUCAUAACCAAGAAGAGACAGAAGAAGAUGCAGAAGUGAAAGAACAAAACGAAGAACAGCUAAAGCUAAAUGACCAAGUUAUAAAGCAAAAUCUCAAGGCAACUGCUUUCAAUAAAAGCUCGAUUAGAAAACGAUCAGUAGUUUCUGGAUAA